UCUCUGACGCCCCUCUGAACCCAGCCCUUUCUCUCCCAGCCCAUGAGAAUUUGAGCUGGAGAGCCAGAAUGCCCUGGUAAGUGGAAAUCCUGCCACUUCAAGACAUGGAGUCAUCUUUUCCAUUUGGAGUGACUCUUGCUGUCCUGGCCUCCCUCAUUAUUGCUGCCAAUGCACUAGUGGCUGUGGCUGUGCUGUUGCUGAUCCACAAGAAUGAUGGUGUUGGUCUCUGCUUCACCUUGAAUCUGGCUGUAGCCGACACCUUGCUUGGUGUGGCCAUCUCUGGCCUAGUCACAGACCAGCUCUCCAGCCCACCUCGGCCCACACAGAAGACCCUAUGCAGCCUUCGGAUGGCAUUUGUUACUUCUUCCGCAGCUGCCUCUGUCCUCACAGUCAUGCUGAUUGCCUUUGACAGGUACCUUGCCAUCAAGCAGCCCCUCCGCUACUUCCAGAUAAUGAACGGGCUCAUGGCUGGGUCCUGCAUUGCCGGGCUGUGGUUGGUGUCUUACCUUAUUGGCUUCCUCCCACUUGGAGUCCCCAUAUUUCAGCAGACUACCUACCAGGGUCCCUGCAGCUUCUUCGCUGUGUUUCACCCACGCUUUGUGCUGACCCUCUCCUGCGUUGGCUUCUUCCCAGCCCUGCUCCUCUUUGUCUUCUUCUACUGUGAUAUGCUCAAGAUUGCCUCCAUGCACAGCCAGCAGAUCCGAAAGAUGGAACAAGCAGGAGCCAUGGCCGGAGCAUACCGGCCUCCUCGGACUCCCAGCGACUUCAAGGCUGUCCGCACUGUGGCUGUUCUCAUUGGAAGCUUCACUCUGUCCUGGACCCCAUUCCUUAUCACUGGCAUUGUGCAGGUGGCCUGCCAGAAGUGCUACCUCUACCUGGUGCUGGAACGGUACCUGUGGCUGCUCGGUGUGGGCAACUCCCUGCUCAACCCACUCAUCUAUGCCUACUGGCAGAAGGAGGUGCGGCAGCAGCUCUACCAGAUGGCCCUGGGAGUGAAGAAAGGGCUCACCUCAUUCCUUCUUCUUCUCUCAGCCAGGGAUGGUGGCCCAGAGGGGCCCAGGGAAAGUUCCCGUCCUAUCACCACUAUCUCCCACUCACAGCUUCAUGGCGAAGAUGGUAAGGGCAGAGAAGUUUCAAAGUGACUUCUCCCUCUCCUCUCUGGGCCCCAACUAGGAAAUCAAAGCUAGGGGAGUGAAAGUGCUUGCUUCAGACAGUUGACUGCCCCACCCCAGACUGAGAGGAACUGAGGUAGGGUGCUGACUUUCUUCUAUAACCAAUUUCCUCAUUUGCAAAUCUCCAUUCCGCCCUAUGCUUCUUUUGCAAUUAAUCUGUCUCUCCUGUACAGGUAGGUAGAAAGAAAUGUACUACUGAAAUAAUGCUAAAAAAUCAAAUCCUAUUCUUAAAUACACUACAGCAGCAGUAUCCAACAUAAAUAUAAUGCAGGUCACAUAUAAUUUUAAAUGUUCCAGUAACCACAUUUAAAAGGUUUAAAAAAGGCAAUGUUAAUGUUUCAUUUAACCCAGUAUAUCUAAAACAUACUUUCAAUAUGUAAUCAAUAUAAAAAUUACUGCACUGUUUUUUUCAUGCUAAAUCUUUGCAUCUGGUGUGUGUUUUACCUUUCAGAACCUCUAAAUCCAAACUAGCCAUAUUUCAAAUGCUCAACAGUCACA
Messenger RNA from Leopardus geoffroyi (Geoffroy's cat), 1670 nucleotides. It is a transcript of the gene GPR119, whose product is annotated as G protein-coupled receptor 119. The coding region runs from base 105 to 1142 and encodes 345 amino acids. Gene Ontology annotation, molecular function: G protein-coupled receptor activity; phosphatidylcholine binding. Gene Ontology annotation, biological process: adenylate cyclase-activating G protein-coupled receptor signaling pathway; regulation of metabolic process. Gene Ontology annotation, cellular component: membrane. The transcript has a single exon. Lineage: Eukaryota; Metazoa; Chordata; Mammalia; Carnivora; Felidae. The record is from RefSeq and is a predicted model, not a curated record.